Messenger RNA from Oldenlandia corymbosa var. corymbosa, 1015 nucleotides. NCBI's taxonomy places the organism in Eukaryota, Viridiplantae, Streptophyta, Magnoliopsida, Gentianales, Rubiaceae. The record is from the annotation of a GenBank genome assembly.
AGAAUACCCACUCCGGAAACCGAAUCAUAGUAGGAAAGGGAAUCCUAAUACAACCAAUGGUUUUGGCAAUCAAUAUACAUUGCGGUAGUAUAAAAGGAAGCAUAAUUGUUAGCCUAUUCCGUAUCCUUUAUUGGUUUAAUUGCUUGCUUUCAUAGUUGAUCAAAUAAAAUCCAAGAGAAAAAAAAAAACCAGAGCAAAAUCGACGUUAAAAAAGAGCAGAGCCGUCGGAGAAAAGAUGAAGUUGAAGGAGAGGAAGAGCAUUGCCAAAGGGUUUCAGAAAUUAAGGGUUGCUUUGGAGACGGAAGACAAGGAGGAAGAAGAUGCCCAAGACACUCGAUCUCGUUCCCAGAAGCGGCGGGACGAUAAAGCCCGGCGGCAAGCCGAAGCAGCAGCCCGAAAGGCGGAGGCCCGGCGGCAGGCGGAGCAAGAGGAGCUUGAGAUUUCCCGGAAGAAGAAGGCGGGCGCCGAGAGGGUGACGGCGGCGGAGCUGCUUCUCCGGAGGGAGAUGGAGAUUCGGGAGAUGGAGAGGUUAGCGGAGGAGAAGGAUCGGAAGAUGCGGCGCGUGGUGACCAAGGGCGAGUACGAGAACGUCAUACUCGCGGCCAACACCAAUCGGAGAGAUGAUGAUGAAUUGGAAGCUGGUACUGUUGAUGAAUCCAUUCAUGUCAUGAUAACUCUGGGGAUUUUGAAGAAUUGAAUUUUUUUUUUCUUUUUAAGGUUUAAUUAACAAAUUAAUUAAACAGAGAGAUUUUCUGAUAACAUUAAUUGGCGGCGAAAUUGUAGAACUGGCUGGGUUACUACUAAGUUCUUCCAUUGUUUGCAAUUUCACUGGUAGACACUUUUACAGUGUAAUAUUUAGGAGUAUGUAUCACAGCAGGGCACUCUUUUGUGUGUCUGCUCAAUUUUGACGAUUGCAGUUUUUUCGAAUUUCACCAUAAUAAUUUGUUGAAUUUUUAGUUUUUUUUUUCUUCUUCUAUGUUUUACCCUACUUCAUGCUAGGGUUUCCUUGUUUGUG